AUGUCCGAAUGGAUUCGGUGUCUUGUCGCACUGGUGGUCUGCUUCCAACAUACAGUCGCAGAUUUUGUUUUGACUCAGUCCCCGUCUAUCUCAACUUCUGCGGGGAAAACUGUAAAGAUCACUUGUACCAUGUCAGGAGACAACGUCGGUAGUUACUACGCGAGCUGGUACUGGCAGAAACCCGGCAGCGCCCCUGUGUAUGUGUGGCAUGAAAGCUAUGGCAGAGCUUCCGGUAUUCCAGAGCGAUUUACCGGUUCCGUAGACUCAUCUAGCAGCAAGAUGUGCUUAACCAUUGACAACGUGCAAGCGGAGGACGACGCCGAAUAUUACUGCGCUGUAGGUAAAAAUUAUGUCAUCACCUUCGGAAAAGGAACCAAACUGAAUUUAGGCAAUCCACAACCCCCCGUGGUGUCCGUCCUCGGACCUUCGACAGAAGAACUCAGGGGAAAGGGCACCGCCACCCUGGUGUGUUUGGUGAGUGGGUUUAAUCCGGGCGCUGUGAAUAUCGAGUGGACUAUGGAUGGUAAUACCAGAAAGAAUGGCGUUGAGACCAGCCGGAUCCAGCAGGACACGGACAACACGUUCAGUGCGAGUAGUUACCUGACUCUGCCCGCCUCAGACUGGAACUCACACGAGCUUUUCUCCUGCGUGGUUAAACACGAGACUCAAGCAGCCCCACUUAAAGCAAACGUCAUGAGAUCCAGCUGUAUCUAAUUCAAGCAAUCUAUGUACCGAUUCAUUACAUUUGAAAAUAAGUGUCUCGUUUCGACGUUGCCUCUUUGAUUUUGUUGGAUACAUUUUCGGUCAUAGCAGAUGAACAGUGAUUGCUUGAAUGCAUUGUCUGUGGUAUGCCAGUGUCAUUUUACCAGUGGAGUAACGUAAUUAAAUCUCUUAUCUCCCAUAGUGACCUAUACUUGCGUACUAACAAUAGUAAUAUUUUGAACAUCUGAAUAUUAAUAAAUUGAUGAUU
Messenger RNA from Mobula hypostoma (lesser devil ray), 970 nucleotides. RefSeq names its product immunoglobulin lambda-1 light chain-like. NCBI's taxonomy places the organism in Eukaryota, Metazoa, Chordata, Chondrichthyes, Myliobatiformes, Myliobatidae. The transcript is spliced from 3 exons. Gene Ontology annotation, biological process: antibacterial humoral response; complement activation, classical pathway. Gene Ontology annotation, molecular function: immunoglobulin receptor binding; antigen binding. The record is from RefSeq and is a predicted model, not a curated record. The coding region runs from base 1 to 714 and encodes 237 amino acids. Gene Ontology annotation, cellular component: blood microparticle; immunoglobulin complex, circulating; extracellular exosome.